Messenger RNA from Pseudomyrmex gracilis, 2219 nucleotides. Its product is annotated as O-glucosyltransferase rumi homolog. NCBI's taxonomy places the organism in Eukaryota, Metazoa, Arthropoda, Insecta, Hymenoptera, Formicidae. Gene Ontology annotation, biological process: protein O-linked glycosylation; positive regulation of Notch signaling pathway. The record is from RefSeq and is a predicted model, not a curated record. The transcript is spliced from 7 exons. Gene Ontology annotation, cellular component: endomembrane system. Gene Ontology annotation, molecular function: UDP-glucosyltransferase activity; UDP-xylosyltransferase activity. The coding region runs from base 178 to 1431 and encodes 417 amino acids.
AUCGCUAGUUGCAAAAGAGAAACACACACACGCUGUGUUGUUUGUAGUUUCUGUAAACAGGAAGCGGCGGCAACCUGCCGCUCUUCUGUAAAAUUAAAGUCGUCUGUUGUGCUGCGCGCGUCAAUCCUGUCCGUCAAGGUUCCAACUUGUAAACACGUGGAAACGUCAAGGGGAAGAAUGUUAACGUUAGCUUGCAUUGUUCUCGUGUCGCUUCUCACCGGUCUGUGCGAGGAUCAAUUCUGUUCGAUCGAUGACGCCGAUUCCUGCGAAGAAAACGCACAAGCUGACGAACAUAAAUCAUUGUACACGAAAGCAACAAAUGAAAGAUACCGAAAGUAUCUGGUGGCAAUUCAAGAAGCGGAAGAAAACUAUGAGGAAUGCAACAAUACAAGAAACGAAUGUUUCAAAGACGUCAUUAAACGGGACUUACGUCCUUUCAGAAAGGACGGUAUUGAUAAAAAACUGAUAGAGCUAACUAAAACUAGUUUGAAUAACAGAGGGACGUAUUACCAGAUAAUCGGAAACAGAUUGUACAGAGAGAAGAACUGCAUGUUUCCCGCCAGAUGUGCUGGAAUUGAGCACUUUCUGUUGAAGAUACUUGACGCGUUACCGGACAUGGACUUGAUAAUAAAUACCGGAGACGUUCCUCAGUCAAGAAAUUACGAUCACUCAAGUCUUCUUCGCAUGCCUGUAUUUUCGUUCAGCAAGACAGCGCAUGAAUAUUAUGAUAUCAUGUAUCCAGCAUGGACGUUUUGGGAAGGUGGUCCGGCCAUCUCGUUGUAUCCCCGCGGCCUCGGCAGAUGGGAUCAGCACCGCAAGUCCCUGAACAAAGCAAGCUCGGACACUCCGUGGGAGAAGAAGGAGACCAAGGCGUUUUUUCGUGGAUCCAGGACGAGCAGAGAACGCGACAAUUUGAUCUUGUUGAGUCGCGACAAACCUCACUUGGCGGACGCUCAGUACACGAAAAAUCAGGCGUGGAAAUCCAUGGCGGACACUUUGAACGCAACGCCAGCGACUGAAGUAUCCUUAGAGUCGCAUUGCAAGUACAAGUAUUUGUUCAACUUCCGAGGUGUGGCUGCGUCGUUUCGGCACAAACAUCUGUUUUUGUGCCGGUCCCUGGUCUUCCACGUCGGCGACGAUUGGGCUGAAUUUUAUUACUACGCCAUGAAACCGUGGAUUCAUUACGUGCCUGUACCGACAAACGCGGAUCGGGAAGAAUUAGAAGAUCUGAUCGAAUUCGCGAAGAAUAACGACGAUUUGGCGAGGAAGAUCGCGAAUCGUGGAAGGGAUUUCAUAUGGAAGAAUCUGAGAAUGUCGGACGUCACGUAUUAUUGGAAACAGCUUUUGAAAAGUUACGCCAAAAUUCUGACGUACAAACCGGUAUUGAAGGAGGAUUUCAUGGAGAUCUCAAAGAAAGAUGGAAGAAAAUAAUAAAAAGGGCACGACACAACGGCGUGGCAAGUUUCAAUGUGAAUCGUCAACACUCUGAUGUCAGCGAGGUAACGCGAGGAAAGAUCUUGCACAGUUAAAUUCUUGUGCAGAUGACUUCUGCUUCUUUUGCAAGAAAAAAAACGAUAAAAUUUUUCAACCGAUGAACAUUUCCGCUUUCCAACAAUAUUGCGCAAAAGAACAAGAUCUUUCCCGUUACACUCUGACAAUUUCCUUUAAGACUAAGUAAGCUUUAACAAUUAAGUACUGGUCAAAUACUUGGUACUAAUCGUAUGCAAGACACGUUUCUCUGAAAUGUAAGAAAAUAUGAAAUAGAACAGCAUCAACAAUGUUUUUUUUAAACAUCCGUUAAUACUGAGUAUAUAGAGAAGACACGUAUAAUAAUUAAAUUUCCAACGUAUACGUAAAUAAUUUUUCCUCUCCUUCCUCUUUUUGUUUAGAUACUUUUUUUUUUUUGCAAGAAAUGCAUUUUUCAAAGUGCACCUUUAUCCUCCUGGAGGAUACCCAAACGCUUCAUACAUAAGAAUCUUAUAUGUAAAUAAAUUCUCGCACACAUACACACAGCAUGAUGUCAGGAAUCUCCCACAUUUGGUCACUUGCAACAUUUAAUAAGACAAACAGAAAUCUUCGUCAGAGAGAAGGCUGCUCUGAUAAAAAAAUAUUGAUUAUUCCGAACCAUCCGGGAAGAAUCCUCGUAUUUUCGAACACACACGCACAAUGUCGCACAGUGCAGGACAAAGACUGCCUGUUCGGUUAUUACUUUGACAGUA